Molecule: messenger RNA, 1494 nt
Organism: Stegastes partitus (bicolor damselfish)
Lineage: Eukaryota; Metazoa; Chordata; Actinopteri; Pomacentridae
Product: transcription factor HES-5-like
Exons: 3
Coding region: 137-808 (223 amino acids)
Molecular function (GO): protein dimerization activity
Source: RefSeq, a predicted model, not a curated record
AGGGGUUGAUGGGUGGACGGUGGCUGCAUGAGGGGCGGAUCCCGGUUGUAAAACGUGGUGGUCCAGUAGGAGGAGUCUGAUGGCAUAAAAAGAGCGGCCAGAGAAGAGAAACUCACUACUGGAAACAUCGGCUACAAUGAAGCUGCUGAAGGAACCGGAGGGUGCCACCACCGACAGAAAGUUGAUAAAAUCUCAGGUGGAGAAACGCAGAAGGGAGAGAAUGAACCGCAGUCUGGAUCGUCUGAGGACCAUGUUGCUGCAGGAGCCCCAGCAGGGUGGGACUCAGCACAGGGUGGAGAAAGCUGAGAUCCUGGAGCGCACGGUCCUCUUCCUCCAGAACACUGACAAAGAAAGCAAGGCCAGAGCUGGAGCAGGUGGUGGCGGCCAGAAACACUCUUUCCAAGAGGGUUUCUCCGCCUGCCUGCAGAGAGCUGCUCAGUUCCUGGGGCCUGAGGGAAAAGGCCUGUGGCUCGGAUCUGCCCUGGAUUCAUCUUUCACUGCUCGCUUCGCACGUUCAGAUUCUGACCCUGCAGCCGCCCAGAGACGACCCUUCACCUCUCUGCCACAAUCCAAGUCCAUCCUUCGGCUGCUGAGGCAGAAGUCCAAGCACAAGCUGCACGCACGAGCCGUCGCCGGGAGCAGUUGUGCUCAUCCGUACCGGCUUGCAGCGCAGCAGAGCUUCCCCAGAGUUCCCCAGCAGCCUCAGAGACAAAGUCAGCUCGAGAUCAGAGCCGAGAGAAGAGCAGACAAACAGAGCUCGUCCCAGAGCUGCCCGGCCAGCCAGACGUUGUGGAGGCCUUGGCCCUGACCGUCAGGCAGUGACUUCAGAACUAUCAAUGACUCACAACUAAUCAAUAUUCCCUGGUUCCAAACGUAUAUUGUUCCUGACAGAAUAUUUGCAUUGUAGUCUUGUGAAAGCUCAUAACCUUGAAGCCUGUAAAUACUGUAAAUAUCUGAUUUGUUCAUGUGCUGUAUGUGUGAUAGGGUUGACUCACUGCUCUUAUUUAAUGAGCUCAGUCAGUGGGGCAGCCGUCUAACCCGCUCACAGGCACAGGGUCUCUCCCAGGCAGGGACGCACCUGAGCUGGAUCAUCCCAGCUGUCCAGCUGCUGUGCUGAAGAGCAAGUGAAGAGGUAAGUGGUGAGGCGCUGAGGGGGUACUGCCCUCUUUCAUGCACUGCUAAAAACCCGCUGCUACAUCUGCUGUUAUGAGUCAAGAUUCUGAAGUGGAUAAUGAUUGAGUGUCCAUCCGUCACAUUUCCAGGUGUGGGACCGCAAGGGUUUGAGGCUGGGAGAGCCCCACCAAACCCCUCACAUCCACCUGCGUGCCACGAUGUUCGCUGGCACGCUUGACAGCUGUGUACAAUAUCAUUUGUAUCCUCUCUCUAGAUAUAUAUCUGGUCUAUUUUGCACACUAAUUUAUUCUGGAUGUCUCCCUAUGGUGAGCAGUAUUCUCCUUUUAUAUGAAAAAAAUAAAAACAUCUCUCAAAAUGAAA